Messenger RNA from Oryza brachyantha (malo sina), 1003 nucleotides. RefSeq names its product fasciclin-like arabinogalactan protein 11. The record is from RefSeq and is a predicted model, not a curated record. The coding region runs from base 41 to 802 and encodes 253 amino acids. Lineage: Eukaryota; Viridiplantae; Streptophyta; Magnoliopsida; Poales; Poaceae. The transcript has a single exon.
ACUACUUCACACUAGUGAGCAGAGCAGUGAGCUGAGCGCGAUGGCGAUGGCGAUGGCGACAAGGUUCUUGGUGGCGGCGGCGCUGUGCCUGGCGCUCGCCGUGCCGGCGGCGAUGGGGCAGGCGGCUGCGCCGGCGCCGAAGGCGGCGGCGGCCGGGCCGCCGAACGUGACGGCGAUCCUGGAGAAGGGCGGGUCGUACACGACGUUCAUCCGGCUGAUGAAGAGCACGCAGCAGGACACGCAGCUGAACAGCCAGCUGAACGGCACGGCCACCGGCUUCACCGUGUUCGCCCCCACCGACGGCGCCUUCAGCAACCUCAAGGCCGGCACGCUGAACGGCCUGUCCGCGCAGGACCAGGUGUCGCUGGUGCAGGCGCACAUCGUGCCCAAGUUCUACUCCAUGGACGCCUUCGACACGGCGAGCAACCCGGUGCGCACGCAGGCGUCCGGCGCCGACGGGCCGUACACGCUCAACAUCACCGCCACCAGCACCAAUCAGGUCAACGUCUCCACCGGCGUCGUCGACACCACCCUCGGCAACGCGCUGCGCGCCGACCAGCCGCUCGCCGUCUACUCCGUCGAGAAGGUGCUGCUGCCGUACGCGCUGUUCGGCCCCAAGCCCCCGCCGUCGCCGCCGCCGGCGCCCAGCGCCGACAAGAAGCCGUCCAAGGGGGACGCGAGCGCUUCCGCGGCGGCGCCUGCCGGCUCCGGCGGCAACUCCACCGGCGCCGCCCCGGCCGGCGCCAGGGCCGCCGGGUGGGGCCUGGCUGCCUUGGUGGUUUCUGCCGCUUCUCUCUUGUAAGAUUCAACGUGCAAGAUAAAUCGCAUCGUGCAACCGGCUAAGUGCAAGAUGCAUUUCAAGCGUAGUUCUUGCUGCAGCUUAAAAACUUUCUCCCGCCCUCCCUAAUUAAUCUUCUUUCUUUCUCCUCCCUCUUGUGAUCGAACAAUUUAUCCAGUGGUUUUGAAGAUUGGAUGGCCAUAUGCCAAUGUUGAUGAUGUUCUA